This is a messenger RNA of Varanus komodoensis (Komodo dragon), 3331 nucleotides long. RefSeq names its product chromosome unknown C1orf21 homolog (gene CUNH1orf21). The record is from RefSeq and is a predicted model, not a curated record. Bases 255 to 620 code for a protein of 121 amino acids. The transcript is spliced from 6 exons. Lineage: Eukaryota; Metazoa; Chordata; Lepidosauria; Squamata; Varanidae.
AGCGCCAGCGCCAGCCGGGAGCUGCGGCGCGCCGGGCGCCCCUCGCAAGCCCCGAGGGCGCGCGCGCGCAGCCCCGCCGGGAGCGGGGACACACCAGGCCGGCCGGCCGUCGGUGGUGGGGCUGCCAAGGUUAAGAAAAGUGCUGUGAGGACCAAACUGGAAGGUGGAUUAUUUCUUUGAAAAAAGAGGUGAUGGGUGCACUUCUAUAGAAAUGGUUUGCGGCUCAGUCAAGCUGGAGGUGACUAAAUGAAAUUAUGGGCUGUGCAUCAGCCAAGCAUGUUUCUGCUGUACAAAAUGAAGAGGAAGCUCAGAAGGGGAAAAACUACCAGAACGGAGAUGUAUUUGGGGAUGAGUAUAGAAUCAAACCUGUGGAAGAAGUCAAAUACAUGAAAAAUGGUGGCGAAGAUGAUCAGAAAGUAGCUGCGCGAAACCAGGAAAACUUGGAAAAAAGUGCCAGUUCACACGUAAGACUUAAGUCUAAUAAAGAACUUCCAGGAUUAGUACAUCAACCUAGGGCAAACAUGCACAUCUCUGAAAGCCAACAAGAAUUCUUCAGAAUGCUGGAUGAGAAAAUUGAAAAGGGCCGUGAUUACUGUUCAGAAGAAGAGGAUAUCACAUAGUGCUGAUUCCGCCGAUCAAAACAGGAAUGCUACAGUGUAAAUAUAUUACGGUCCAGUUAAGAUCUUUUUGGGAAGUCUUCUCCAGUGAACAGCACUACAUAACAAAAGAUCAUUUCCACAUUGUAUGCUCCAUUCAGUUACAGUAUUUCUUAAUGACCAUACAAUGAACAUUGCUAAAGGAAAGAAGAACAGCUUGUAUGGAACUGGCUUUGCUGCUGCUAAGCUGAAACUUACGGCACGUUUUCAAUUAUCUGGUGUCCAGGAACACGGCGACCCUUUGCCCUAAAACCUAAAUGGCACUGUAGAGUUCACUUUGGCGGUUCGCCUAUUUUCUGUUGGCCAAGGUAGUAUUGUAAAAAAACAAAACCUUCCAUAGCUGAGCAGUUGAAUCUUCCAGUCGUCCCUGUUGCUCAGCCUGCCAAUGGGUUCUGGAGUUCUUGUUAAUACUGACAAUAUAGAGCUUUGGAGUUGCCAUGACAGACCUCGUUUCUCUGCUACGAAGAAGUUAUCAAUUUAAAAAAGCAUGUUCUCACACAAAUACUGGAUUUGGCGAUGCAGGAGCAGAAAUCUGUUUUUUCUUUUUUUAAACAACAGUUUCUUUGACUAGGUAUUCAAUCAAGGCAUAAGCUUGCAGUACUUGCUUUGCUGAUCGCAAAUGGAAGUUCUGAUUGCAAUCAGUUUGACUCCCUCUUUUUUUCUAAGAAAUAAACAUUUUACUGUUUUUAGGUAUUCUUGUCUUCUACCCAUUCAUACAGUCCAGCAUAUUAAGAACAAUUGGAUAAAGGGAGCGGGGCAAGCACCCCUUGGAAUUAUAAUUGGGAGAGAAUGUUAUUUUAAAGCACCUGUGUGUCAGUCUGGGAUGUCUGUAGAGUUUAUUUUUCCAUAUUAUAAAAAGAUGAUACUCUCUCGUCUCAAAGGCAGAUGUAAUAUUUUUAAGAAAUAUUGUCAUGAGUAAAAAUAACCCUAAGGUUAACAAAAACACUUUGCAUUUAUUUUUUAAAACACCUUUUACAGCUCUUCUUCAGACCACUUGGUGACAGAUUCUUUGCUGUGUUUCUGAGGGGUUUAACCAUAUAUAAGCAUCCCCCUCCCUCUGCAAAAAAGAAAAAAAAAAUGCUUUUUGCAGCAGUGAGAACUGGUUUUUCUUUUUUUUUCCCCACCUUUGCCUUAUCAGGGUAUCAAUAUGAUGUCCCAUUGGUAGCACUGUACAAAUGGAAAAAGCACUUUUUAGAGCAGUCUGUGGCAUAUGUAAGAUAGUAAAGGUGAAGAUUGUGCCCAGGGUCAAGAGAAGCAUCACACACCGUCCUUUUGUGCCCAGCUAGUUAAAUUAGUCUUUACUAACUUCUGAGAAGUCCUCAGCUUUGCCAAACUUCUAUGACUCUGGCCUAAUUGGCCUCUGCUUCGUUCCACUGGCACAGCGAUUUAAGUACAGUUCUUCUAGCUGUGCAUGGCCCUGUUCCAUUAUCAGCUUUAGGAGAUGCCACAGGGCAGGUGGCUGCCAGUCAAACCUUGGCUUUGCGGUUGACCAUUCAGGGGCAUUUUGAUCCCAGGGCCAACAUUUCAGAAACUAACUAGUGCAAGCCUUACCUACACGCUACAAAUGGCAAGCUUCGAGGUGUUCUUUUGCCAAGAGUUUUGGACACCUUCCACAGGAAAUAUGUAGCAAGGAAAGACAUUCCUGUGGGAGAUACACAUUCUGUUCUAAAAUAUAUUACAGCACAGAGGUAUUUAAGGUGGAAUAGAUUCCCCCACUGUCCUCUCUUUGUAGGUUGUUCAUUCACGUUAAGCUCCUGGGUUGGAUUUCUCCAGCAGCUCCCUCUGGCUUCCGUUUUGCCUUCCCUGUGGCUGUCUUGCUUCUGCAGGUUUCAGUCGUCACCUUAGAUCCCACCCCACCUUCUUCUAGGGCCUCUCCAUGCCUCUCCAUUCCCUGCCAAGACAUCUUGUGAGAAGAACUGCGUUGCACUGCUUCACUUCUUAGUUCUUAGGAUUUCUCUUGAUUUCCCACACCCAGGCCUGUUGGCUUGGCACCCCGUUCCCUCUUCAUUUCCCCUACUUCCUGGCACUUCCUUUCCUCUGUUGUCUCGUUUCCCACAUAUUGUAAGAUGACAGAUGGAGUAAUUGAUUUGUACAGGCAGAAGUUCGUGCAGGCAUAUAAACAACAUGGGAUCUGCCCUGCACGUCUUCCUUGUAUCAGCCUCUCGGAAAAGGAGGUCUGAAACAUGGCUCGAAGAAGGGUGUUUGGCAACAUCUUCGGCCACUGAACUCUGUGCUGCUCCCCAUGGAAGAGGCCCAGCUCCUUUCGGGGGCCCAGGAUAGUCACCGAGGACUUGAUCCCGUGCUGUGAAAUGUUUUCCUGUAACAGUGAGGCAGAAUACAGAACACGUGGAAGUCACAUUCAUGUUGCAGAAAGUUCAACGCAAUAAGCCAUGACCGUGUCUUCCAGCCCUCCAUUUUUUAAACAUCAUCUCUUCCUUUGGGAGGUUUUGUACAGGGAGGGGGAUCACCCUGCAAAGCAAAAAUAACUGGGUGUGAAAUUCAUAUAUGAAAUAUUCUAUACAUUCCUGAAUAUGUGUAUAGUCACCUCGGUACAAGUUUCUCCAAAUUUAUUGGAAGUUAAACUUGUUUUUCUGGGUUUCCUGUGUCUUGUUUGAUUAGAAUCCAGCUUAUCCUGGUUUUUCUCAAGAAUUAAAGCAGAGGUUUCUGUUCUCCUA